This is a messenger RNA of Oncorhynchus masou masou (cherry salmon), 13427 nucleotides long. RefSeq names its product neuroblast differentiation-associated protein AHNAK-like. Lineage: Eukaryota; Metazoa; Chordata; Actinopteri; Salmoniformes; Salmonidae. Gene Ontology annotation, molecular function: protein binding. Bases 1 to 13320 code for a protein of 4439 amino acids. Gene Ontology annotation, cellular component: cytoplasm; nucleus. Gene Ontology annotation, biological process: regulation of RNA splicing; peripheral nervous system myelin maintenance. The record is from RefSeq and is a predicted model, not a curated record. The transcript has 7 exons.
AUGGUGGUGUCACAAUUCAACGGCUCAGAUACGAGACGUAUGUGGCGGGGUCUACAGGAAAUCACGGACUACAAAAACCAAAACAGCCACGUCACAGACACCGACGUCACGCUUCCAGACAAACUAAACUCCUUCUUCGCUAGCUUUGAGGAUAAUACAGUGCCACCAUCGCGGCUCACAAACAAAGACUGCACCCUCCCCCUCUCCUUCUCUGUGGCUGACAUGAGUAAAACAUUUAAACGUGUUAACUCUCACAAGACUGCUGGCCCAGACAGGAUCCCUAGCCGCGUCCUCAGAGCAUGCGCAGACCAACUGGCUGACUCUGACAGAGAAUUGGAAGAAGGUCAUGUAUCUACCCAGGCCAGAGAACCAGCCGUAAAAGACAAAAGGCGGUCUCCCCCUUCGGACAGGCCUCCCACCUCCCCCCACGCCAACCCUCACCACAGUGCCUCCCCAGAGGACCAGGAGAGCCCGGAGAGAGUGGUUCAGAAAGAGAAACUGCAUGCAGAGCUGAAACAGGUGCUGAGUCUGAAGAGAAGUCACCUGAAAGAGUCGUCUCGUUUGGCCCAAACAGAGAUGGAUUCCUCAACAGAGGUCCAAGCAGUGGAGGAGACUGCAUCUGAGGAGGUGGAGGUUGUGGUAGAGACAGAGGCUGAGGCUGGAGCCAGUGGCUACAGUGUCACAGGUGGAGGGGAGCGAGGCCUCUUCAUUAAGGACGUCCUUAAAGACUCCACUGCAGCAAAGCAUCUUAGCCUCCAGCAAGGAGAUCAGUUGCUCAGUGCAAGAGUCUACUUUGACAAUGUGAAGUAUGAAGAUGCCCUGAAGAUCUUGCAGUGUGCAGAGCCUUAUAAAGUCUCCUUUUUCCUGAAGAGGACCAUCGCCGGCGCUGAUGUCACCAUGCACCCUGGCCCCACCAGCUUGGAACUGAAAGGACCCAAAACCAAGAUGCAGAAAAUGAGUGUCAAGAGCAUCAAACCUUUCAAAGCGAAGAAAAAGAGGGGAGGACGUUUUGGAUUGAAAAGGCUGAAGGAAAACAAGAAAGGGAGCACUGGAGCAGAGUUGGAGAUGGAGGGAUCGCCUUCCAACGUGGAGCUCAACCCCGUCGACGUGGAGUUUGCCUUCCCCAAGUUCAAGCUGAGGAAGGAUGGGAAGGCAGAGGGAACUGAGCAGCAUGGAGGAGUGGUCGCCACUGGCAGGAAGAAGAGGAUGAUAAGGUGUCCCAGGAUGAACGCAAAGGGUGCAGAGGUGGCUACAGGAGAAGUUGACAUGACGCAACCAGAGGGACAGGCUGACGUCUCCCUGCCAGACGUGCCUGGAGCUAAGGUCAAAGUCAAAGGAAAGGGCCACAGGUUCGGAAUUCAUUUCCCUAAAACAAAAAAGACAACAUCGGACACUGCCUUGUCUGAAGGGUCUCUGGAGCUGAAACCUCCAGAUGUCAAAUUCACACCACCCUCAGUGGAAUUCAGUUCGCCAUCUGGAAACAAGGAAGUCAACCUACAGAAACCAGAAGUGAGAGUCAAGGAGGGGUCAAAGUCUAUGCACCGAGAGGUGGAGCUUUCACUAGGACUCCCCUCAGCCCGACCCUCUGAUGCAAUUGAUGGUGAGAUAAAAGCAAAAGGUUUAUCUGAAGGAGUUGAAGGGUCAACAGGCCUGUCUGGCAUUAAAAUGCCAGCUAUUGACAUCUCUACACCCAACAUCGAUCUGCAGCUGGACACCCAGAGUAGAGUGCCAGACGAGAUAGAGGGACCCUUUUUUAAAGGGCCAAAUAUAUCCAUGCCAAAAACUGACAUCUCACGACCAAAGAUUGGAUCAUCUGAUAUGGAUAUUGAAGGUCCAGAAAAGGGUGGAAAAAUGAGCCUACCAGCUGUUGACAUUUCACUGCCAAAGAUGACAUCAGGAGAAGCAAAUGAUGAUGUGGAAGGACACAUUGGAAAGGGAGGCAAGUUCAAAAUGCCAACUUUCGAUGUUUCUCUUCCAAAAUUCAAGUCUUCAGAGGAGGACAUGCAUAUAGAGGGGCCUGAAGUCAAAGGAGAGUUCAACAUGCCAAAAGUUGACCUUUUACGCCCGAAAGGUGAAGCGGGAGGUGAGGUGGACAUUGAAGGAUAUUUAGGAAAAGGAGGUACAUUUCAGAUGCCCACAUUUGACAAUUCUCUAGCAAAAAUGAAGUCAUCAGACAGAGAAAUUAAUGUAGAAGGACCUGAAGUGAAGGGUGGCAAAAUUCAAAUGCCCUAUGCUGACAUAUCUCUCCCUAAAGGAAAAACAGAGGGGAAAAUUAACAUUGAGGGACAUUCUGGAAAAGGAGGCAAGUUCAAAAUGCCCUCGUGUGACGUUUCUCUUUCUAAAAUGUUGGGCGAUGCUAGUUUAGAGGGACCUGAAUUGAAAGGGGGAAAGUUAGAAAUGCCCACACUUGAUAUUUCCCUUGCCAGAGGAAAAGCAGAGGGUGAAGUCAAUAUUGAUUCAAAUGUAGGAAAAGAAGGAAUGCUCAAAACGCCCACAAUUGACAUUCCUCCUCCAAAAAUGAGGUCGUCAGGAACAGAGGUCGAUGUAGAAGGGCCAGAUGUAAACGGAGGAAAGUUCCACAUGCCACAAGUAGACAUUUCACUUCCCAAAGGAAAAAGCGAAAUUGUCAUUGAGGGAAAGUCUGAAAAAAGAGGGAAGAUUCAAAUGUCCUCAUUUGAUGUCUCACUUCCAAAAAUCAAGUCAGCAGAGGGUGACAUGAAAAUAGAAGGAUCUGAUGUGAAAGGCAUCACAGUUCAUAUGCCCACUAUAGAUUGUUCACUUCCAACAGGAAAAACAGAAGUUGACAUCAGCGUUGAAGGAGAAGCAUCUAAAGGCGGAAAGUUUCACAUGCCUUCGCUUGAUAUUUCUCCUCCGACAGUGAAGUUCCCAGAGGGUAAAGCGAAAGUAAAAGGCCCUGAAAUCAAAGGGGAAAAGGUUGAGAUAACAAAUAUCGAUGUGUCCCUUCCAAAAGGCAAAACAGCGGGAGAAGUUAACGUUGAAGGCCAUGUCAGUAAAGGGGGAAAGUUUAAGAUGCCCAAAUUUGGCAUUUCUUUCCCGAAAUUUAAGUCACCAGAGGGUAAACUCAACACAGAGGGACCUGAAGUCAAAGGAGGGAAGUUUCACAUGCCUAAAAUUGACAUUUCACUACCAAAAGUAAAAGCGGAAGGUGACAUCAAAGUUGAAGGAGAUUCUGACAUUUCCCUUCCAAAAAUGAAGUCACCAGACGCAGAUAUCCUUUUAGAAGGACCAGACCUCAAAGGAGGAAAGUUUCAUAUGCCAACAAUUGACCUUUCCCUUCCAAAAGGAAAGGGAGAAAUUGACACUGAAGAACAUUCUGGAAAAGGAGGCAAGUUCCAAAUGCCAGCAUUUGAUAUAUCACUUCCAAAAAUGAAGACACCAGAUAGUGAAGUCAGCCUAGAAGGCCCUGAAGUCAAAGGGGGGAACAUUAAUAUGCCAACGAUGAACAUUUCUCUUCCAAAAGGAAAAAUGGAAGGAGAAGUUAAGGAACAUGCAAUCAAAGGGGACAAGUUUCACAUGCCCUCGGUUGACAUUUCCCUUCCAAAAAUGAAGUUGCCUGAAGGUAAAGUCAAAGUAGAAGGCCCUGAAGCCAAAGGGGGAAAGAUUGAAAUGCCAUCGACUGAUAUUUCACUUCCCAAAGGAAAAAUGGAGGGAGAAAUUGACAUUGAAGAACAUUCUGGAAAAGGAGGACGAUUUCAUAUGCCUACAUUCAACGUCUCCCUUCCAAAAAGGAAGUCCCUAGAAGAAUAUGUCAGUUUAGAAGGACCGAGUGUCAAAGGAGGGAAGUUUCAUAUGCCCACAAUGGACUAUUCCCUUCCCAAGGGAAAGGGUGAGAUUGAAACUGAAGGACAUUCUGGAAAAGGAGGCAAGUUCCAAAUGACCAAGUUUGAUGUAUCGCUACCAAAAAUGAAGCUCCCAGAGUGUGACAUCAAACUAGAGGGACCGGAAGGCAAAGGCAGUAAAAUACAUAUGCCUAACAUUGAUAUUUCUCUUCCCAAAGGGAAAACUGAAAGAGAUAUUCAGGUUGAGGGGCAUGGUGGCAAAGGGGGGAAGUUUCACAUGCCCUCAAUUGACAUUUCCCUUCCAAAAAUGAAGUUGCCUGAAGGUGAAGUCAAAGUAGAAGGUCCAAAAGCCAAAGGGGGAAAGAUUGAUAUUUCACUUCCAAAAGGAAAAAUAGAAGGGGAAAUAGACAUUGAAGGACAUUCUGAGAAAAAAGGAAAGUUUCACAUGCCCACAUUCGACAUGUCCUUGCCAAAAAUGAAGUCAAAAGAUGGUGACAUUAAAUUAGAGGGUCCAGAAGUGACAAGCAGUAAAGUACAUAUGCCUAAUAUUGACAUGUCUCUUCCAAAGGUGAAGGCAGAAAGUGAUAUUGAGGUUGAGGGGCAUGGUGGUAAAGGGAGAACGUUUCACAUGCCCUCACUUGACAUUUCUCUUCCAAAAAUGAAGUUACCUGAGAGUGAAGUUAAGUUAGAAGGCCUUGAAGCCAAAGGUGGAAAGUUUGAAAUUCCAACAAUUGAUAUUUCACUUCCAAAAGGAAAAGCAGAGGGAGAAACUGACAUAGAAGGACAUUCUGGAAAAGGAGGAAAGUUUCAUGCGCCCAAGUUUGAUGUAUCGCUACCAAAAAUGAAGCUCCCAGAGGGUGGCAUCAAACUAAAGGGACUGGAAGGCAAAGGCAGUAAAAUACAUAUGCCUAACAUUGAUAUUUCUCUUCCUGAAGGGAAAACUGAAAGAGAUAUUCAGGUUGAGGGGCAUGGUGGCAAAGGGGGGAAGUUUCACAUGCCCUCAAUUGACAUUUCUCUUCCAAAAAUGAAGUUGCCUGAAGGUGAAGUCAAAGUAGAAGGUCCAAAAGCCAAAGGGGGAAAGAUUGAAAUGCCAUCGACUGAUAUUUUACCACCCAAAGGAAAAAUGGAGGGUGAAAUUGACAUUGAAGGACAUUCUGGUAAAGGAGGACGAUUUCAUAUGCCAACAUUCAACGUUUCCCUUCCAAAAAUAAAGUCACCAGAACCAGAUGUCAGUUUCGAAAGACCAGACCUCAAAGGAGCAAAGUUUCAUAUGCCAAAAAUUGACUUUUCCCUUCCCAAGGGAAAGGGUGAGAUUGACACUGAAGGACAUUCUGGAAUAGGAGGCAAGUUCCAAAUGCCAGCAUUGGAUAUAUCACUUCCAAAAAUGAAGACACCAGAAGCGGAAGUCAGCAUAGAAGGCCCUGAGGUGAAAGGUGGAAAGUUUGAAAUGCCAAAGGUUGAUAUUUCACUUCCAAAAGGAAAAACAGAAGCGGAAAUAGACAUUGAAGGACAUUCUGAGAAAAAAGGAAAGUUUCACAUGCCCACAUUCGACAUGUCCUUGCCAAAAAUGAAGUCAAAAGAUGGUGACAUUAAAUUAGAGGGUCCAGAAGUGAAAGGCAGUAAAAUACAUAUGCCUAAUAUUGACAUGUCUCUUCCAGAGGUGAAGGCAGAAAGUGAUAUUGAGGUUGAGGGGCAUGGUGGUAAAGGGAGAAAGUUUCACAUGCCCUCACUUGACAUUUCUCUUCCAAAAAUGAAGUUACCUGAGGGUGAGGUCAAAGUAGAAUGCCUCGAAGCCAAAGGUGGAAAGUUUGAAAUUCCAACAAUUGAUAUUUCACUUCCAAAAGGAAAAGCAGAGGGAGAAACUGACAUAGAAGGACAUUCUGGAAAAGGAGGAAAGUUUCAUACGCCCAAGUUUGAUGUAUCGCUACCAAAAAUGAAGCUCCCAGAGUGUGGCAUCAAACUAGAGGGACCGGAAGGCAAAGGCAGUAAAAUACAUAUGCCUAACAUUGAUAUUUCUCUUCCCAAAGGGAAAACUGAAAGAGAUAUUCAGGUUGAGGGGCAUGGUGGCAAAGGGGGGAAGUUUCACAUGCCCUCAAUUGACAUUUCCCUUCCAAAAAUGAAGUUGCCUGAAGGUGAAGUCAAAGUAGAAGGUCCAAAAGCCAAAGGGGGAAAGAUUGAAAUGCCAAAGAUUGAUAUUUCACUUGCAAAAGGAAAAACAGAAGGGGAAAUAGACAUUGAAGGACAUUCUGAGAAAAAAGGAAAGUUUCACAUGCCCACAUUCGACAUGUCCUUGCCAAAAAUGAAGUCAAAAGAUGGGGACAUUAAAUUAGAGGGUCCAGAAGUGAAAGGCAGUAAAAUACAUAUGCCUAAUAUUGACACGUCUCUUCCAAAGGUGAAGGCAGAAAGUGAUAUUGAGGUUGAGGGGCAUGGUGGUAAAGGGAGAACGUUUCACAUGCCCUCACUUGACAUUUCUCUUCCAAAAAUGAAGUUACCUGAGAGUGAAGUUAAGUUAGAAGGCCUUGAAGCCAAAGGUGGAAAGUUUGAAAUGCCAAAGAUUGAUAUUUCACUCCCAAAAGGAAAAGCAGAGGUAGAAACUGACAUAGAAGGACAUUCUGGUAAAGGAGGAAAGUUUCAAAUGCCCAAGUUUGAUGUGUCACUACCAAAGAUGAAGCACCCAGAGGGUGAUGUCAAAGAAGGCCUUGAAGUCAAAGGUGGGAAGUUUGAAAUGCCCAAAAUUGAAGCAGAGGGUAGGAGUGGAGUCAAGUUACCAACUGUUAAACUGCCAACGGUAGACAUAUCUGCACCGAAGGUUGACUUAGACUUUGGGCUGUCAAAAGCUAAAGGAGAUGAUAGGGAAGAGAUGGAGCUACUAAAAGCAGAGGGUGGUAGGCCAUCCUCUGGGUCAAGUUUUGACAUGCCAGAUGUCUCUCUCAAAAUGCCAAGAUUUUCUCUCCCUAAAUUUGGUAGAAAGUCUAGUGGAAAUGUAAACCUAGAAGGAUAUGGCACAGAGGACGAUAUUGAUAUUAGCCCCCCACGAGUGGAUGGUGAGGGCAGACCAGCAUCAGUGGAAAUAGGCGGAGAAGGAAAAAUAAAAGGUAAACUAAGGAAGCCCAAAAUGAAAAUGCCAACUUUUGGAAUAUCUAAGAAAGAUGUAUCAAUAGCCAGCCCUGAUGUGGAAAUCAAGACAGAAAAGGGGAAAGUGGACAUUCCAACGCCAGGGAUCAGUGUAGAAAAUCCAGCAGACAAAACAAAUAGAAAAUAUAGACUAAAAUUCCCAAAGUUUAAGAGGUCAUCUCCUAAAGGUAAACUACCAGAGGUAGAGAUAGAUGCCUCAUUGGAUAGUGGAAUGGAAGGGAAAGCUGGCUUUCAUGCACCUGAUGUUACAAUCAAAAUGCCCAAGUUCUCCAUGCCAGGGUUUGGCUCAAAGGAGACAGACUUUGACAGGAGUGGGCAAAGUGCUAAACUAGAAGCUAAAGGAAAGGUCAAAAUGCCAUCAGUGGAGAUAUCCUUGCCAGCUGCCAAGACAUCUGAGCAAGAAAUGUUAAUCCCAGAUGUAUCUGAGGCUGACAUCAGUGGUUAUGAAGGAAACCUGAAAAUCCCUAAAAUGCCAACUAUUGAUGUAUCAGCCCCCCCUAUUGAUCUUGAUGUAACUCUGCCUAAAGUCAAGCAUGAAACAAACAUUGACAGGGAGGGAGGCAAAUUUAAAAUGCCAAACAUCAAAAUGCCUGAUAUAGAUGUAUCACGUCCUAUAGGAAAAACUGGUGACAUUGAUGCAUCCAAAGUGAAACUUGAGGGAGGAGGUGGAAAAUUCAAGAUGCCUGGCAUUAAAAUGCCAAAGGUAGACAUAUCACUUCCAAAAGUAAAACAUGGAGAAAUUGAUGUAUCCACGGUGGAAAUUGAAGGAGAAUGUGGAAAAUUCAAGAAGCCACAUAUGGAAAUGCCAAAUUUUGAUAUAUCACUUCCCAAAGGAAAAAGUGGAGGGAUUGAAGGGCCAAAGAUGGAAAUUGAAGGAGGGGGCGGAAAUUUCAAAAUGCCACAUAUGAAAAUGCCAAAGGUAGACUUCUCACUUCCGAAGGGAAACCAUGGAGACAUCAGUGCACCAGAAAUGGAAGGAGAAGGUGGAAAAUUCAAGAUGCCAUAUAUGAAAAUGCCAAAUAUUGAUAUAUCGCUUCCGAAAGGACAAAUUGGAGACAUUGAAGGACCACAGAUGGAAAUUGAAGGAGGGGAUGGGAAAUGCAAGAUGCCACAUAUGAAAAUGCCAAAUGUUGAUAUAUCACUUCCAAAAGGAAAAAGUGGAGAUGUUAAUGCACCUGUAUUGGACAUUGAAGGAGAAGGUGGAAAAUUCAAGAUGCCACAUAUGAAAAUGCCAAAUAUUGCUAUAUCACUUCCCAAAGGAAAAAGUGGAGGGAUUGAAGGGCCAAAGAUGGAAAUUGAAGGAGGGGGCGGAAAUUUCAAAAUGCCACAUAUGAAAAUGCCAAAGGUAGACUUCUCACUUCCGAAGGGAAACCAUGGAGACAUCAGUGCACCAGAAAUGGAAGGAGAAGGUGGAAAAUUCAAGAUGCCAUAUAUGAAAAUGCCAAAUAUUGAUAUAUCGCUUCCGAAAGGAAAAAUUGGAGACAUUGAAGGACCACAGAUGGAAAUUGAAGGAGGGGAUGGGAAAUGCAAGAUGCCACAUAUGAAAAUGCCAAAUGUUGAUAUAUCACUUCCAAAAGGAAAAAGUGGAGAUGUUAAUGCACCUGUAUUGGACAUUGAAGGAGAAGGUGGAAAAUUCAAGAUGCCACAUAUGAAAAUGCCAAAUAUUGCUAUAUCACUUCACAAAGGAAAAAGUGGAGGGAUUGAAGGACCAGACAUGGAAAUUCCGGGAGGGGGAGGAAAAUUGAAGAUGCCACAUAUGAAAAUACCAAAGGUAGACUUAUCAAUUCCGAAGGAAAGGUCUGGAGCCAUCAGUGCACCAGAAAUUGAAAUGGAAGGAGAAGGAGGAACAUUCAAGAUGAAAAUGCCAAAUAUUGAUAUAUCACUUCCAAAAGGAAAAACUGGAGACAUUGAAGGACCAGAAAUGGAAAUGGAAGGACAAAAAUUCAAGAUGCCACAUAUGAAAAUGCCAAAUAUUGAUAUAUCACUUCCAAAAGGAAAAACUGGUGAUGUUAAUGAACCUAAUUUGGAAAUUGAGGGAGAAGGAAGAAAAUUCAAGAUGCCACAUAUGAAAAUGCCAAAUGUUGAUAUAUCACUUCCAAAAGGAAAAACUGGUGAUGUUAAUGAACCUAAUUUGGAAAUUGAGGGAGAAGGAAGAAAAUUCAAGAUGCCACAUAUGAAAAUGCCAAAUGUUGAUAUAUCACUUCCAAAAGGAAAAACUGGUGAUGUUAAUGAACCUAAUUUGGAAAUUGAGGGAGAAGGAAGAAAAUUCAAGAUGCCACAUAUGAAAAUGCCAAAUGUUGAUAUAUCACUUCCAAAAGGAAAAACUGGUGAUGUUAAUGAACCUAAUUUGGAAAUUGAGGGAAAUGGAGGAAAAUUCAAGAUGCCACAAAUUCAAAUGCCAAAGGUAGACUCACUUCUGAAGGGAAAGUCUGGAGACAUCAGUGCACCAGAAAUGGAAAUGGAAAUGGAAGGACGAAAAUUCAAGAUGCCACAUAUGAAAAUGCCAAAUGUUGAUAUAUCACUUCCUAAAGGAAAAACUGGAGACAUUGAAGGACCAGAAAUGGAAAUUCAUGGAGAGGGAGGAAAAUUCACGAUGCCACAUAUUAAAAUGCCAAAUAUUGGUAUAUCACUUCCAAAAGGAAAAACUGGUGUUGUUCAUGAACCUAAUUUGGAAAUUGAGGGAAAUGGAGGAAAAUUCAAGAUGCCACAUAUGAAAAUGCCAAAGGUAGACUCACUUACGAAGGGAAAGUCUGGAGAAAUCAGUGCACCAGAAAUGGAAAUGGAAGGAGGUGGAAAAUUCAAGAUACCAUAUAUGAAAAUGCCAAAUGUUGAUAUAUCACUUCCAAAAGGAAAAAGUGUAGAAAUUGAAGGACCAGGGAUGGAAAUUGAAGGAGGGGGUGGAAGAUUUAAGAUGCCACAUAUGAAAAUGCCAAAUGUUGAUAUAUCACUUCCAAAAAUAAAAUCUGAGGAAAUUAGUGAACCAGAAAUGGAAAUGGAAGGAGGAGGAAAAUGCAAGAUACCACAUGUGAAAAUGCCAAACAUUGAUGUAUCACUUCCCAAAGGAAAAGGUGGAGAAAUUGAAGGACCAGAAAUGGAAAUUUGUGGAGAGGGAGGAAAAUUCAAGAUGCCACAUAUGACAAUACCAAAUAUUGGAAUAUCACAUCCAAAAGGAAAAACUGGAGACUUUGAAGGACCAGAAAUGGAAAUUCAUGGAGAGAGAGGAAAAUUCAACAUGCCACAAAUUCAAAUGCCAAAGGUAGACUUCUCACUUCCGAAGGGAAACCAUGGAGACAUCAGUGCACCAGAAAUGGAAAUGGAAGGAGGAAACUUCAAGAUGCCACAUAUGAAAAUGCCAAAUGUUGAUAUAUCACUUCCCAAAGGAAAAGGUGUAGAAAUUGAAGGACCAGGGAUAGAAAUUGAAGGAGGGGGUGGAAAAUUUAAGAUGCCACAUAUGAAAAUGCCAAAUGUUGAUAUAUCACUUCCAAAAGGAAAAUCUGGGGAAAUGAGUGCACCAGAAAUGGAAAUGGAAGGAGGAGGAAACUUCAAGAUGCCACAUAUGAAAAUGCCAAAUGUUGAUAUAUCACUUCCCAAAGGAAAAAGUGUAGAAAUUGAAGGACCAGGGAUAGAAAUUGAAGGAGGGGGUGGAAAAUUUAAGAUGCCACAUAUGAAAAUGCCAAAUGUUGAUAUAUCACUUCCAAAAGGAAAAACUGGAGACAUUGAAGGAUCAGAAAUGGAAAUUCAUGGAGAGGGAGGAAAAUUCACGAUGCCACAUAUUAAAAUGCCAAAUAUUGGUAUAUCACUUCCAAAAGGAAAAACUGGUGUUGUUCAUGAACCUAAUUUGGAAAUUGAGGGAAAUGGAGGAAAAUUCAAGAUGCCACAUAUGAAAAUGCCAAAGGUAGACUUAUCACUUACGAAGGGAAACCAUGGAGACAUCAGUGCACCAGAAAUGGAAAUGGAAGGAGGUGGAAAAUUCAAGAUACCAUAUAUGAAAAUGCCAAACAUUGAUAUAUCACUUCCCAAAGGAAAAACUGAAGAGAUUAAAGCACCAGAGAUGGAAAUUCAGGCAGAGGGAGGAAAAUUCAAAAUGCCAAAGGUAGAUAUAUCCCUUCCGAAAGGAAAGUUUGGAGAAAUUAGAGCACCAGAAAUGGAAGUCGAAGGAGGAAAAUUCGAGAUGCCACAUGUGAAAAUGCCAAAGGUAGACAUAUCACUUCCAAAAGGAAAAAGUGUAGAUGUUAAUGCACCAGAAUUGGAAAUUGAAGGUGAGGGUGGAAGAUAUAAGAUGCCAGAAAUCAAACUGCCAGAGAUAGAUAUUACAUUGCCAAAGGGAAAAUCUGCUGACAUAGAUGCUGAAAUCAAACAGCCCAACGCUGAGGCAGCAGCAAAGAUUCAAAUGCCUUCGAUUGGCUUACCAAAGUUUACAACUCCCGACCUUGAUUUGGACAUGAAUGUUGGAAAACCCAACCAUGGAGCUGAGGUUCAUGAGAAGAGUUCAGACAAAACUGGUUCCCAUUCAAAGGGAGACCAUAAGAUGAAAAUCAAAAUGCCAACAAUAGACAUAGAGUGCCCAAAAGGAGAUCUGGAGCUGGAUAUAGGCUUCCACAAAGUUGAGGGAAAGAAAGACAGAAAAAUAAUAGAGUUGCCUGACUUAGACCUUAAAACGUCUGGUACCAAAGUUAAGGGGCCGAAAGUCAAAGGCACCAAAUUCAAAAUUGGAAUGCCAAAAAUGAAGAACACUGGAGAUCAAGCAUUUGAUGCAGCCACAAAGAAGACUGAGAAAGAGAAUGAAGGGGCCAGUGGUAGAUUUAUGAUUAAGAGGACAAAGCUUGGCAAAGGUGCAGACGCAGAGGCAGAUGCGGAGGCAGGUGCUUCUGUGUUGCCAAACAUCUUCCUCCCAGAUGUGGGCUUCUCAGUAUCCAAAGGAGCCAGCCAAGAGGGUGAACCUCAUGGUCCAGAGAUUAGUGCCAAAUUGCCAAAAUUCAAACUCCCUAAUGUGGAGAUCUCAGGUCCUUCAGUAGCAGGCCAAGGAGGAGCACAGAUCAACAGCGGACAACAAGAAGACAAAGGUGGUAUCAAGUUUCAAAUGCCUGUGGGGCUGAAGAGUAAACAAGGCCCUGCCGAGUCCACUGGCACAGAUGCCAGCGCCGAGAAUGGAUUCACAUUACCUCAUCUUGGAAUCAAAUCCCCCAAAAUACCAGAUACAGACUUUGAUAUUGGAGCAUCUCAAACUGGGGACCAUGGGGCAGAUACAAGUAUGAGACAAAAAAUGAAAAUACCCGAGUUCGGGGUGGCUUUACCUGCUAUUUCUUCACCUGGAGCCAGAGUACAUUUGAAGGACCCAGAGGUUGAGUGUGAAGGCCCUAAAAUGCCCAAAGUUAAAAAAGCUGUAUUUGUUUUGGUGAAUCCCCAAACAGACCACUCCACUAUGUCCACCCGUGUAGAGUCUGGAGAGGCAAAAAUCAAAAUGCCAAAGAUCAAAAUGAAGCCAUCGUUUGGAAAGUCAGGAUCCAAUGAAAACAGUGCUACUUUGAGCAUUGAAGGAGAUGUGGAUGGAGAUGACAAGUCAAAGGGAGCAAAGCUAAAAAUGCCCAAAGUUACCUUCUCUCCAGGCAAAACGGGUUCAUUUGAUGUAACCCUAAAAGGUGAGGGGUCUAGUUCCAGCCUCAAUGGUGAGAAAGAUCCAACAUUCCAGAAUGGAUCCAAGGAGGAUAAAGUUAAGUUAGGGAAGCUCAAGCUUCCAAAGAUAGAGUUCUCCUCGCCAUAUUCAAUAAUAGGCAGUGGAGAAGAGGACGUUGAAAUGAGUGCUAAGCUUGUCAAUGAGUCCUCAGGAACUGACGGAGAAAUCAAGGGGCCGAAAGUGAAAUUAGGCAAAAUGUCCUUCCCAGGAUUUAAGAAGAAGACAGCAAAAGGAGAGGAGGAAACUCAAGACAAUGUGGUCUCCUCAUCGGCCAGGACAGAAAUGCUAGAUCGGGAUAGUUCAGAAUCCCAAACGCCCAUGGUCUCCAUUGGUUUUGUACCAGGGAAGUCUAGGGGGCAGGCAGUGGCUGAGAGAAGCAAAAAGGAGAUGGAAGAAGGAGAGCAGUCAACCUGGUUCAAGGCCCCCAAAUUCAACCUGAAACCCCACUCGACAGGAAUCCUCCACAUUACACCAGAAGGUUCUCCCCAGGGUAGCAGAUCCUCGCUCCAGUGCCAGGGUUUAGAUGAAACUGCUGGUACCUUCCGGCUCCAGAUACCAAGCAUGCGGUUCUCCACCCACGAGGUGUCUGAGGAGAAUGUUACCACAACAAAGAAGGGAACAGUGACCGUGGUGACAAAGACAACAAAACAUACGGUAACAGAGUCCAGAACUGGUCAAACCCACACAUCGCUAUCCCAUUGUAAUGACUAAAGUCCGAAGAGUAAUAUAUUUUUCCUCUGCCCUGUUGUGUUUUUGUGAUUGUUCCGCCACGUUUUUUUUCCCUUCUAUUUUAGUCUUUAUCACAUUUGAUGAUUUUA